UUGGAUGCCGCAGCCGCCGCUGCCGGCGCUUCCUCGUCCGUCUCCGCCGCGCGCGGCGGGAUCCUGCGGCCCGAGCGGCGGGCGGGGGAGGUGAAACCGGCGCCGGUCCAGGGAGCGGGGUGGCGGAGACGGGGGAGAGAGAGAGAGAGAGAGAGAAAGAAAGAAAGAAAGAGAAGCCCGAGUCCGGGGCGGACGACCGCGGAGUCCGGAGACAGCGAGCCGGGCGGUCGGCGUGGCCCCUCCCCGCCCGCGGCCCGCCCGCUCCGGCCGCCCGCCCGCUCCGCCCUCGCGGCCAUGCCGGGGCCCCGCCGGCCCUGAGGGAGCCCGGCCGCGCCCGUGCCCGCCGGGGCGCCCCUGCUCCUGCUCCUCCUCCUCCCCCGCCGCCCCCGAUCGCUCUCCCCACCCCGCGCCCUCCGCCGCCGCCGCCUCUUCCGCCGCCGCCGCGCCGCCAACAUGGAGGCCGUGAAGACCUUCAACAGCGAGGAUUGUGCCUCUACUCCUGCUUGUACAGACUGCUUUUCCAGCAGCAUGGACACAAGAAGCAUACUAUAUUCUCUGAAUGACUACAAACCACCGAUAUCUAAAGCAAAAAUGACCCAGAUUACUAAAGCAGCAAUCAAAGCAAUUAAGUUUUAUAAACACGUGGUACAGAGUGUUGAAAAAUUCAUUCAGAAAUGUAAACCAGAAUACAAGGUACCUGGACUUUAUGUUAUAGACUCCAUUGUACGACAGUCUCGACACCAGUUUGGUCAAGAAAAGGAUGUGUUUGCACCCAGAUUUAGUAAUAACAUCAUUAGCACUUUCCAGAAUUUAUAUCGCUGCCCAGGGGAUGAUAAGAGUAAAAUAGUGAGAGUGUUAAAUUUGUGGCAGAAGAAUAAUGUAUUUAAGAGUGAGAUUAUCCAGCCUCUUCUGGACAUGGCGGCUGGGAUUCCCCCUCCAGUUGUCACACCUGUUUUGGCCAGUACUACUGCUGCUAUGAGCAAUACCCCAGGAACUCCUGUGACACCUGUCACUCCCGCCAACGCGGUGCAAGGAUUACCUGACCCUUGGGUAUCACAGAUAACAAACACAGACACACUUGCAGCUGUGGCUCAGAUCUUACAAAGUCCUCAAGGCCAACAGCUCCAGCAGUUAAUACAGACUCUGCAGAUACAGCAGCAGAAGCCGCAGCCCUCCAUCCUGCAGGCCCUGGAUGCAGGUCUUGUGGUUCAGUUACAGGCUCUCACGGCACAACUCACAGCUGCCGCUGCGGCCGCCAACACCCUUAAUCCUUUAGAACAGGGUGUGACCUUUAACAAGAAGCUGAUGGAUAGGUUUGAUUUUGGAGAAGAGUCUGAACAUAGUGAAGAACCCAAAAAAGAAAUUCCUCCUUCUCAACACUCUCAUGUUUCAGAAUCUGUGAACAAUUCCAUUUUUCAUCAGAUAGCGGAACAACUACAGCAGCAAAACCUUGAACAUCUCAGACAACAGCUCCUGGAACAGCAACAGCCUCAAAAGGCAACUCCUCAGGAUAGUCAGGAAGGAACAUUCGGGUCAGAGCACUCAGCGUCACCAUCACAGGGGAGUAGUCAGCAGCAUUUCCUUGAACCUGAAGCAAAUUUGGAUGAUUCCAUAGAUAUUCAGCAACAGGAUAUGGAUAUAGAUGAAGGCCAAGAAGGCGCAGAAGAAGAGAUCUUUGAGCAAGAAGUAAAGAAAGUGGCUGUUCGUUCAAGAUCAAGAACACAUUCACGAUCCCGCUCAAGGUCACCAAGAAAACGAAGGUCUAGGUCACGAUCUGGUUCUCGAAAACGGAAACACAGAAAGCGAUCGCGUUCCCGCUCAAGAGAGAGAAAGAGGAAAUCCUCUCGGUCCUACUCAAGUGAAAGAAGAGCUAGAGAAAGGGAGAAAGAAAGACAGAAAAAGGGACUACCCCCAAUCAGAUCUAAAACACUCAGUGUAUGUAGUACUACUCUCUGGGUCGGUCAGGUGGACAAGAAGGCGACACAGCAAGAUUUAACUAAUCUGUUUGAAGAGUUUGGGCAAAUUGAAUCCAUCAAUAUGAUUCCUCCCAGGGGCUGUGCUUAUGUCUGUAUGGUUCAUCGGCAAGAUGCAUUUCGGGCUCUUCAGAAACUUAGUUCUGGAUCCUAUAAAAUCGGAUCCAAGGUUAUUAAGAUUGCCUGGGCUUUAAACAAGGGUGUAAAAACCGAAUACAAACAAUUUUGGGAUGUAGACCUUGGAGUUACAUAUAUACCAUGGGAGAAAGUUAAAGUGGACGACUUGGAAGGAUUUGCAGAAGGAGGCAUGAUUGAUCAGGAAACUGUAAAUACUGAAUGGGAAACUGUGAAAAGUGCCGAACCUGUGAAGGAGCCCGUCCAGACGACUCCGAGCCCAACUCCCGUUGAGAAGGAGACGGUGGUCACAACACAGGCAGAAGUCUUCCCUCCACCUGUCGCUAUGUUGCAGAUCCCGGUAGCACCUGCCGUGCCUGCAGUGAGUUUAGUCCCACCCGCGUUUCCCGUGUCCAUGCCUGUUCCUCCUCCUGGGUUCAGUCCGCUCCCUCCACCCCCUUUUCUUCGAGCAAAUUUUAACCCCUCACAGCCUCCUCCUGGUUUCAUGCCACCUCCAGUUCCACCUCCUGUCGUACCACCACCUACUAUUCCACCAGUAGUACCAACAUCUCUCGUGCAGCCGCCGCUGUCCAUGACUCCGGAAACUGGGAAAGAUGUUGCGUUUGGCGGCCUUGUUUUGCCAGGCGGUUCUGUUGCCAGCGGUCUUGCUCCUUCUGCUCUGCCAGCUGGAGCUAUCUUCAAUCCUCCAACUAAACCAGCAGAGCCCGAAGAAAAAGUACCUCAUCUUCUAGAACAUCAGAUUUCUUCCGCUGAAAACCCCAGACCAGUGAUCCCAAAUGAUAUUUCAAAUAACCCUGCAAUCUUAGGAGGCCAACCACCAAAUGUGACAAACAAUUCUGGAAUUCUGGGAGUCCAGAGACCAAAUGUAUCAAGUAACUCUGAAAUCCUUGGAGUCAGACCACCUAAUGUUUCUAGUAAUUCUGGGAUUAUUGGACCCCAGCCACCAAAUAUUUUAAAUAACUCUGGAAUUUUGGGAAUACAGCCACCAAAUGUGUCGAGUAGUUCUGGACUUAUGGGCGUGCUACCCCCCAAUAUCCCUAACAACUCUGCACUCAUAGGAGUACAGCCACCAAAUGUUCCAAAUGCUUCUGGACUUUUGGGGACACAGCCACCCACUGGCCCUCAAAACCUACCCCCUUUGAAUAUUCCUGGUCAAAGGAUGCCUGCAAUGCCAAUUUUAGACAUGCGUCCAGGACUAAUGCCACAGGCACCUGGACCGAGAUUCCCUCUACUCCAGCCCGGCAUCGCGCCCCAGCGGGGACUUCCUCCUCCAUCUGUACUUGAUUCAGCUCUUCACCCACCACCUCGUGGCACUUUCCCACCAGGGGAAAUCUUUGUUCAGCCGGAAAGACCGUUCCUCAUACCUGGAAGGCAAACUAUAGACAAUGUCACUAAUCCAGAGAAAAGGAUACCAGUUGGGAAUGAAAAUAUCCAACAGGAAGGAGAUAGAGAUUACCGGUUUCCUCCCAUAGAAGCCAGGGAAAAUAUGAAUAGACCACCCCCAAUGGAUGUUAGGGAUGUAGUCGGACGGCCGGUAGACCCAAGAGAAGGUCCCGGAAGACCUCCACUAGAUGGUAGGGAUCAUUUUGGAAGACCUCCUAUAGAUAUAAGAGAGAAUCUUGUAAGGCCAGGUAUAGACCAUCUGGGUCGAAGAGACCACUUUGGUUUCAAUCCAGAGAAGCCCUGGGGGCAUAGAGAUUUUGACGAGAGGGAGCAGCGUGUUAUACCUGUGUUUGGUGGUCCAAAAGGCCUGCAUGAAGACAGAGGUAGGUUUCGACCUGGAACCUAUCGAUUUGAUCCUAGAAGUGGUCCUUGGAACAGGGGAUUUGGACAAGAAAUUCACAGAGAUUUUGAUGACCGCAGAAGACCCUGGGAGAGGCAGAGGGACAGAGAUGACAGAGAUUUUGAUUUCUGCAGAGAAAUUAAUGGAAAUCGUCUUGGACGUGAUAGGAUUCCAAAUGCCUGGGUCCCCCCUCCUCAUCCUCGGGUGUUUGAGUUUUUUGAAGGGGCCACUUCUCAACGCAAAAGUGAAAACGUGCCUCAGGUUAAUGGUGAGAAUACCGAGAGACAUGCUCAGCCGCCACCUCUGCCAGCACAGAAUGAUUCCGAACUCUAUGAGAAACUGACACCCGCAAGUGAAAUAAACAAGGAGAAGAGUGACACAGGCGCUGAUAUAAAAAGUGAACCAGUGGUAGAAAGCACAGAAACUGAAGGGACAUAAUCAUCACUCAGUAGGCAAGAUGAUGAAUGACGUUCUGGCAGGCUCCUGUGUGUCCCAGGCCUUGUAGAAAUAAAUGAGACGUUGCCUCAAAGUUCUAAGGUGCAUCACGUCGGAUCUUGUUUAAGGAAGCAUUAAAAAGGAAGCCACCGUUACCUAUUGAGAAGGCCCUGGUGCCCUCAGGCCUGGUUUCUGAGUGAAUCCAGAGGUUGCAAGCAUGCCUCCCUGUAUUACCUGUUGGAGCAGGCUUAAUUUUAUAAAUUUUAAACACAAACUCUAUGAGUUUCUAGUUCAUAAUCGUUCUUUUUGAGGAGCCACUCAGAUGAACAAUAUCGCAUCUGUAAGAGAUACGCCCUUCCAGCGGACCAGAAUUGACUGACUGGAAUGUCAGUGAUGACAGACACCAUCUUAGCACCGUCCAGUACCAGUGUACCAGUGUUGGAAAGGACAGAUUGCAAGGACGCUCUCCCUGGCAAGAAGGUCACGUUGUGUUGACACAGCAGACUGCCAGAAUUAUAGUAGGCCAAGGUUUCUUUUUCUUUUCUUUUUUUACUUUACUUUUCUUUUUUCUUUCUUUUUCAAUUUUUUUUUCUUUUUUCUGGAGCACCACACACAGAGACUUGAAUCUUGAUCCUUGACUCUUAAGUCAUCUCCUGAGACACUCUCCAACACAGGAAGUAUUUACAGAGAAAAAAGAAAGAAAGAAAGAAAGAAAGAAAGAAAGAAAGAAAGAAAGAAAGAAAGGAAGAAAGAAAGAAAGAGAAAUCCAGGGUUCGAUACAGUCUUCCGGGUAUUUCUCUUCAGCCUCCAGGUCCCGUCACUUCACACACGGCGGGCAUCCAGGUGGUAGGUGGCCCAGAAGCCUAGUGGGAGUAGAAGGCCAGGGCUGUGCGUGGGCACGUAGCAUUGUAGCAAACUCAUACUUUAUAAGUACAUUUCCUACUCACUUCUUAUUCAGGCAGAGCUUAUCAGCUACAUGUUGCCAAGUGUCCAGACCAGGAUUAUUUGUGUUGUGGGACUAAAUCAGUGUUCAUGAUAAUCUGCUGGGGAAAGAAAUAAAUACAUAGAAUGCAAACAAACAAACAAACAAACAAACAAAAAAAACACCUCAAAUAAGAGCACUCUUGACACCUCAAAGAAUAUUUUUUAAUCAUCCUUUGAAUUGUUUUUUGUUUGGCUCUUGUCACAAAUUAAAGUACUUGGAAUGCUG
Erinaceus europaeus (western European hedgehog) is the source of this 5536-nucleotide messenger RNA. It is a transcript of the gene SCAF8, whose product is annotated as SR-related CTD associated factor 8. Lineage: Eukaryota; Metazoa; Chordata; Mammalia; Eulipotyphla; Erinaceidae. Gene Ontology annotation, cellular component: nucleus. The transcript has 22 exons. Gene Ontology annotation, molecular function: RNA binding. The coding region runs from base 454 to 4329 and encodes 1291 amino acids. The record is from RefSeq and is a predicted model, not a curated record.